AAACCUGCACUGUUGCAAUCAUGGCUGUUGAUCCACCUUCCCUCCUUCCUCAAGCACAGCAAGCGAUCAAAGUGAUUGGGGCUGGAGUGAUCCGACUGGAAAAGAACAUACCUCUACCACCAGUUGGAGAGGAGGACGUUCUUGUACGAGUGCAUUGCGUAGCACUUAACCCUUUCGAUUGGAAGUCCCUGGACCUUUCACCAGCUGCAGGAAGCACUCAUGGAUGCGAUGUUUCUGGCGAAAUCGUUGCAAUUGGGAGCAGAUGUCGCGAUGAUCUUCGAGUGGGCGACAGAGUUCUUGGCCCGGUGAAAGGCAAUUUCUCGGACGGCUUAGAGAAUGGCGGUUUCGCUCAAUUCGCCGCCAUCCACCAACUCAUGGUAUGGCGCAUGCCGGAAGGAAUGCCUUUCAGCCAAGCAGCGACACUAGGACUCUCGUUGAUGACCGUUGGUCUUGCAUUGCACUACAUGUUGCAGGUGCCACUUCCGCUUGCACCAAAGCAAUCCGAGUGUCUAGGACCUUAUGUGUUCAUAUAUGGGGGAGGAACGGCCACAGCUACUUUGGCAAUCCAGAGUGCAGCACUCUCCGGAAUGCAAGUGGUCUGUGCUUGCUCACCUCGCCACUUUGAGAGACUCAAGUUGCUAGGCGCAGCGGCAUGCUUUGACUACCACUCAGUGACAGUCGGAGAAGACGUUCGGAAGUUCACCAAUGGCAGUCUCACCAAGGCUCUCGACUGCAUUACGGACAGCGCGAGCAUGAGCAUAUGUUACGAAGCUCUGGGUGAGCAGGGCGGACGGUACGUGGGACUUGACCAAUUCCCCAUUCGGUCGCAUACCAGGCGCGAUGUGCUUCCGGAAUGGAUCCUCGCAUGGACAGUAUUCGGACAAGCUAUACGAUGGAAGAGACCAUAUGCAAAAGCGGCCAGGCCAAAACAUAAGAUGUUUGCAGAAAAGUGGCAGCCUGUGGCCCAGAAAGUGCUCGAUGCAGGCUUGCUGGCGACGCACCCGAUAGACCUGCGAAGCGGCGGUCUAGGAGCGAUCCCUGAAGGCAUCGACAUGCUGCGAAAGGGCAAGACCGAAGGACGGAAGCUGGUCUAUUCGCUCGUCUAGUUUUGAACAAGCCAUACCGAUGAUGUACAAGUCCAAAUUGGUUGGAGGUCGACUGCGCCGGUGCACAGAUCACCAGUAUGUGGAAGCCAAAGGUACUCCUGUAGACACUGUGCGCGCAAUGUCGGCAUCUGAAGCCAAUCCGCAUGACAUGUUGCUUUCUCGCGCCGCCUGAUCGCCUAGAGUAGCGAUGGCGACUAUACCAGCCGGCAUGAUAGGAUGUUUUUCCGUCCGAAUCGCCGGAUCGCAGAUCUUCAUAGUGUCAUUUAUCGUUUCGUGUCCAGUCGCCGCUAGCCUAGCCGUCAGAAUCUCGGUGAGGUGCCGGCGUUUUUCCUACUAGCAGGUAGAUGUGAAGAAGAGGUGAAGUCGCG
Pseudocercospora fijiensis CIRAD86 is the source of this 1474-nucleotide messenger RNA. RefSeq lists its product as uncharacterized. NCBI's taxonomy places the organism in Eukaryota, Fungi, Ascomycota, Dothideomycetes, Mycosphaerellales, Mycosphaerellaceae. Gene Ontology annotation, molecular function: oxidoreductase activity, acting on NAD(P)H. The record is from RefSeq and is a predicted model, not a curated record. The coding region runs from base 21 to 1106 and encodes 361 amino acids. The transcript has 4 exons.